UACUUUAAGAUAUGUGCUGCCUUUUGAAUAGUUUUUAAUGUUUUAAUUUUGAUUUUUCUUUUGUUUUAAAAUAUAUUUACUUUUUAUUCAGAUAUUCUUUUUAAGGGAAGGAUAAAAUCUCUAGAUCAAAUUAAAAUGUGGGAUUUAUCUACUUUCUACAGUAUCAGCAACACCUCAUCCAAAUAUGAAGACUUCAUUUCCAGAAGUGUUCUGAUCCAAUCAGGACCUCCUGCUGUCUACCAGCUGAGACCAAAGAAAGAGAACAUUGGAUCUCUAAGAAGAAUGACUCUCGGUGAAAGAAAUGUGAACAAGAUAAACAAAACCAUCUUGCUUGUGGGUGAAACAGGAUCAGGAAAAUCUACUCUGGUCAACGCUCUGGUCAACUACGCCAUGGGAGUGAAGUGGGAGGAUGAUGUCUGGUUUAAGAUCAUAGAGGACGAGAAGGAGAGACUAGAACAAGAAAGUCAGACAUCAGAUGUGAUGGUGUACCAGGUCUUUGGUUUUGAAGGUGAAACUCUGCCCUACUCUCUGACCAUCAUCGAUACUCCUGGAUACGGAGACACCAGAGGAAUCAAACAGGAUGACAUCAUCAGUAAGAGAUUAUUAGACUUGUUCCGCUCAGGAGAACUUCAUGAGGUUAAUGCAGUGGGUCUGGUGCUGACAGCGAGUGUGAAUCGACUGAGUGACCGAAUGAGGUACAUCUUUGAUUCAGUGGUGUCUCUGUUUGGAAAAGACAUGGAGAAGAACAUUGUUGCUCUCAUCACACACUCAAAUGGUCUGAUACCUGAAAAUGUUCUGAAAGCUCUCGAUUCUGCAAAAGUGAAAUGUGCCAGAAAUGAAAAGAAUCAGCCUGUUUACUUCCUGUUUGAUAACUGCCAGAACACAGAGAGAACACAGGGAAACAAGUCUGUUUUAGAGACUGCAUGGGAAACAUCAAUGAGAGGAAUGAAUGAAUUUACAGCCUUUAUGGAAAAAUCUGGGCCUCAGAAUGUGAUAAAAACUGUUGAAGUGUUGGAUUCACGAACCAGUCUGACAGCCUGCAUCCAAAACCUGAAAGAGAGAGUUGAGUUCACUGAACAAAAACAGAGAGAAAACCAACAGACUCAGGAAGCUCUGAAGAAACAUGAAGAAGAGAUGAAGAGAAAUGAAGAGUUCACUGUAGAAGUUGAUGAGAUCUACAAAGUUAAAGAAAGGAUCAAGAGGAAGGGGCUGUUGUUUAAAGGAGCUGUCUGCUGUACAGUCUGUGAGGAGAACUGUCACUAUUCAUGCACACACAUGGGUCUCAAACACUGUGAGGUCAUGAAAGAUGGCCGCUGCACUUCAUGUACCAGGAAGUGUCCUGUAUCAGAUCAUGUGAAAGAAAAGUGGAUCUAUGUGACCAAGACAAGGAAAGUUCAGAAGACCCAGCAAGAUGUGAAGGAGAAGUAUGAAAGAGGUAAAGCAGGAUGUGAGGAGACAACAAGCCUUUUGGAAACUUUAGAAAAGCAAAUGGAAAAACUUCAGAAAGAAAAAGAUCAGAUGUUGGAAAAGUCCUUCAAACAUGUUGUCAGACUGGAUCAGAUCGCCCUGAAUGUUGAUUCACUGUCCACUCAUGUCCACUUGGACUUCCUGAUUGAGAAGAUGAAGGAGAAAGGAGACGCAGAGAAGGUCCAGAAACUGGAGGAGAUGAAAAGUCGAGAGGAUGAAGGAACCAGAGCAGGACUGCGGUACAGACUAACAGCAGCUAAAGGAUCAGUGAAGUGAGUGAACAACAUGAUU
Micropterus salmoides (largemouth bass) is the source of this 1758-nucleotide messenger RNA. RefSeq lists its product as uncharacterized. The record is from RefSeq and is a predicted model, not a curated record. Gene Ontology annotation, molecular function: ATP hydrolysis activity; GTP binding. NCBI's taxonomy places the organism in Eukaryota, Metazoa, Chordata, Actinopteri, Centrarchiformes, Centrarchidae. The coding region runs from base 136 to 1743 and encodes 535 amino acids. The transcript has a single exon.